Molecule: messenger RNA, 1341 nt
Organism: Striga hermonthica
Lineage: Eukaryota; Viridiplantae; Streptophyta; Magnoliopsida; Lamiales; Orobanchaceae
Source: the annotation of a GenBank genome assembly
AUGUUGGACAUCAAUCUCUUUCGUGAAGAGAAGGGCGGCAACCCUGAGAAAAUUAGGGAGUCCCAGCGGCGUCGUUUUGCUAAUGUGGAUCUUGUGGAUGAGGUCAUCGAGCUCGACAAAGUUUGGCGGCAGCGGCAAUUCGAGUUGGAUGGGUUGAGGACAGAUAGGAACAGGCUAAGCAAAGAGAUUGCCCGCCUCAAAAUUGCGAAAGAAGAUGCAAGUACAAUGAUUGCCUCUACCGAGGAGAACAAAGAAUUGACUGCAAAGAAGGAGGCAGAGGUCCAGGAGGCCCUAGCUGCUGUUCAGACUAAAUUGGCUGUUAUUGGAAACUUGGUGCAUGAUUCGGUCCCUGUUGACAAUAAUGAGGAUAAUAAUGCCAUUAUUAGGUCAUGGGGAGAGAAGCGAUCUGAACCAAAGCUUAAGAAUCAUGUGGAGCUUGUUGAGCUUCUUGGAAUUGCAGAUUUAAAGAAAGGUGCAAAUGUAGCGGGAGGCAGAGGUUUCUAUCUCAAAGGAGAUGGAGUACGACUCAAUCAAGCUCUGAUCAACUUGGCUCUUGAUUUUUUGGAGAAGAGGGGCUUUACUGCUUUGCAGACCCCUUUUUUCAUGAGGAAAGAUAUUAUGGCGAAAUGUGCUCAGUUGGCUCAAUUCGAUGAGGAACUUUACAAGGUAAGUGGAGAUGGAGAUGAUAAAUAUCUGAUUGCCACUGCUGAACAGCCGCUUUGUGCAUAUCACCUGGACGAUUGGAUUCACCCUUCCCAGCUACCAUUGAGAUAUGCUGGAUACUCCUCGUGCUUCCGCAAAGAAGCCGGUUCACAUGGUCGGGACACUUUGGGGAUUUUCCGUGUCCAUCAGUUUGAAAAGGUGGAACAAUUCUGUGUAACCAGUCCCAACCGAAAUGAUUCCUGGGAGAUGCAUGAGGAGAUGCUAAAGAAUGCCGAAGAUUUUUACAAACUGCUGAAUAUUCCGUACCAAGUUGUCUCAAUUGUCUCGGGUGCACUGAAUGAUGCUGCCGCAAAGAAGUAUGAUCUGGAAGGGUGGUUUCCGGCAUCAAAGACUUAUAGAGAACUCGUUUCGUGUUCAAACUGUACCGACUAUCAGUCAAGGAGAUUAGAAGUUCGUUACGGGCAGAAAAAGAGUAACGACAAGGCUAAGGAAUACGUGCACAUGCUCAACUCUACACUGACAGCAACCGAGAGGACAAUCUGCUGUAUCCUGGAGAACAACCAGAAAGAGGAUGGAGUGGAAAUACCCGAGGCCCUAAGAGCCUUCAUGGGCGGCAAGGCCUUCAUCCCUUUCAAAACCAACAACCCUGUAAAGGAAACAAAAGGGAAGAAGAAUUGA